Molecule: messenger RNA, 951 nt
Organism: Cervus elaphus (red deer)
Lineage: Eukaryota; Metazoa; Chordata; Mammalia; Artiodactyla; Cervidae
Product: olfactory receptor 4C46-like
Exons: 1
Coding region: 1-951 (316 amino acids)
Biological process (GO): G protein-coupled receptor signaling pathway
Cellular component (GO): membrane
Molecular function (GO): G protein-coupled receptor activity; olfactory receptor activity
Source: RefSeq, a predicted model, not a curated record
AUGAACCAUAAUACAAAAUACAUGGAGAAUAGAAACAAUGUGACAGAGUUUGUUCUCUUGGGGCUCACGCAGAAUCCAAAGUUGCAGAAGGUCAUAUUUGUUGUGUUUUUGGUCAUCUACAUCAUCUCUGUGGUAGGAAAUAUGUUCAUCAUGGUCACCAUCAUAGUCAGUCCAUUACGGAGUUCUCCCAUGUACUUUUUUCUGGCCUAUCUCUCCUUUAUUGAUGCUUGCUACUCCUCUGUGAAUACCCCUAAACUGAUUGUCGAUUCCCUCCGUGAAAGGAAGACCAUCCUGUUCAAUGGAUGCAUGACCCAAAUCUUUGGGGAACAUUUCUUGGGAAGUGCUGGGGCCAUCCUGCUCACUGUGAUGGCCUAUGACUGCUAUGUGGCCAUUUGCAAGCCCUUGCACUAUGCAAGCAUCAUGAACUGGCGGGUGUGUUGGCUGCUAAUUGGGGUGGCAUGGGUGGGAGGCUUUCUUCAUGGAAUCAUACAGAUCUUUUUCAUCUUCAGGUUACCCUUCUGUGGCCCUAAUGUCAUCGAUCACUUUUUGUGUGAUCUGAACCCUUUGCUAAAUCUUGCCUGCACUGAUACUCACACUCUAGGAUUAUUUGUUGCUGCCAACAGUGGUCUCAUCUGCCUUAUAAACUUCACCCUCCUGAUGGGCUCCUAUGUGGUCAUUCUGCGCUCCCUAAGGAACCACAGUUUGGAGGCGAGGCACAAGGCCCUCUCCACGUGUGUCUCCCACAUCACAGUUGUCACCAUGCUCCUUGUGCCCUGUAUGUUUGAAUAUCUGAGACCACCAGUUACUUUACCAAUUGAUAAAGCAGUGGCUGUAUUCUACACUAUGAUAACUCCCAUGUUAAAUCCCUUCAUCUAUACUUUGAGAAAUGCCCAAAUGAAAAAUGCCAUUAGGAAUUUGUGUAAUAGACAAGCUAUUUCAGGUGAUAAAUAA